Molecule: messenger RNA, 363 nt
Organism: Protobothrops mucrosquamatus (brown spotted pit viper)
Lineage: Eukaryota; Metazoa; Chordata; Lepidosauria; Squamata; Viperidae
Product: tubulin polymerization-promoting protein family member 2-like
Exons: 2
Coding region: 1-363 (120 amino acids)
Biological process (GO): microtubule bundle formation; positive regulation of protein polymerization; microtubule polymerization
Cellular component (GO): microtubule
Molecular function (GO): tubulin binding
Source: RefSeq, a predicted model, not a curated record
AUGUCAGAACUGGAAAAAACUUUCCUUCGAUUUGCUGCAUAUGGAAACACAGCUACUCACAGGAACACCAUGUCUAGGAAGAACUUCUACAAGAUGUUGAAGGAAUGUGAUGUGAUGGAUGGGAAAGUCAUGACCAGCACUGAUGUGCUCAUUGCCUUCAAUGAAGUCAAGUUUAAGGGGGCCAACCACAUUAACUAUAUUGAGUUUUUGCAAGCCAUUAAAUUGCUGAGCAGAAAGUGCUCUAAGGAACAAUCUCACGAGGAAGCCCUGCAGGCCAUAUUGAAGCUAAUGGAGGGGAAAAAGCCAUCCAACCUGGAGGAACAAGUGAGUGAAGGUUCCUUUGCACCAGGAGAGACAGCCUGA